This is a messenger RNA of Naegleria gruberi, 2854 nucleotides long. RefSeq names its product fumarylacetoacetate hydrolase. The transcript has 3 exons. Lineage: Eukaryota; Heterolobosea; Eutetramitea; Acrasida; Naegleriidae. Gene Ontology annotation, molecular function: strictosidine synthase activity. The record is from RefSeq and is a predicted model, not a curated record. Gene Ontology annotation, biological process: biosynthetic process. The coding region runs from base 1 to 2760 and encodes 919 amino acids.
AUGAGAUUAAAGGUGGUGAAACGUAUUGUUUCCUCUUCUGCUAGUGGAUCCUCACCAACAUUGCGAAAAUAUUCAUCAUCCGGAUCAAUUAAAUUAUCUACCACAACUAUUUCUUCUGCAUCAUCAUCAUCCAGUGUUGGUGCUAAUACAAUUGUUGGCUCCUACUCUUCAUCGGCAGAUCAUCAUCAGGAAUUAUUUAUUUGUUUUUAUCAUGAAACAACAGAGAGAUGGAUUGUCUUGACAGAUUUGAUUAAUCACUUAUCUACCAUGUCAAUAUUUUGGAAUGAUUCACAGAGUAUGGAUGAACCUCCAUCACCUUCUAAAAUUCUAUCAUCGGGGUGUAUGGGACAUCAUAAAGAUCAUUUAGAAUUGAUCAAAUCUUCUAUGGAGAAGAAUUCACGUAUUGGUUCUGAUAUGUGUGAAUUUUUGAAGUUCUACAAGGAACAUGGUGAUCAGAUCAAGGCAUUCCUUCUUCAUUGUCCUGAGUUGACCAUUGAAUUGAAGGAUUUGUUGAGAAAGAACAAACAUAGAGAUAUGUUUAUUGAUGGAACCGAAUUCAGUGAUGCAAAAACAUCAACAGAUGUUGCCUCUGACUGUCCAUAUCAAGAUUUAUUACCUUUCAAACCAAAAUCCUUCAGGGACGCUUCAUUGUGGCUUUCACAUAAUAUUAGAGCAGCAAGAGGAUUGGCAAAGAUGACACUUCCACUUGCUUAUUAUUCUGUAAUUUUCCCAUUUGAGAAUAUCUUUCCAAGGAUUACAUUCCCAGUUUUCAAUCCUUCAAAAUCAUUCUUUGAUCAUCCAAUUUUCUAUAUUGGAAAUCCAUUGACAAUGUAUGGAAAUGGGGCUGAGAUUCCAUAUCCACAUUUUUGUAAGAAUUUGGACUAUGAAUUGGAAGUUGGAGCAUAUCUUAUUAAACAAAUUAGAAAUGCCAGUGCUGAAGAAGCUGAAAAUGCAAUUGGUGGAUUUGUCUUAUUGAAUGAUUUUUCAGAUCGUAGUAAUCAAUUUAGAGAAAUGGACAGAUUUGGACCAUACAAAUGUAAAUCAUUUGGUACAGGGUUGGGCACUGUUGUAGUUACACCUGAUGAAUUGAGAGAUGAAUGGAAGAAUGGUGUUCAAGGACAGGUGUUGAUUAAUGGUAAGAAAGUUGCUCAAAGUGAUAGAGUCACUCUCAUCAAUAAUGGAGUUGAUAAGCAAUACGGAGAGGCUCCAUAUUAUACAUUUGGAGAAACUAUUGCUUAUAUUUCUUCAUCGGAGACAAUCUAUCCAGGUGAGUUGGUUGGAUCUGGUACAUUGCCAAAUCUUGCUGGUAUUGAAAACGACAUAUCACUCAAGGAGGGUGACAGUGUCACUCUUUCUAUGGAACCUUUUGGAAAAUUGACUCACAAAAUUGGCCAGAAAGAGGAAAUUCCAGAAAAUCAUUGGAGGAGUACACAAAAGAGAGCCAGAAGAACCAAGCCAACCAGUGCCUGUUUGACAUUUUUGAUGUACUUGUGCUUCUUCUUAUCAAUUCUAAUUGGAUUUUUGUUUUAUACACCACCAAGUGUUGAUACUCCGCAAUGGGAUGUACCAAAAUCUGUUCCUUUUGACAAGUUGUCUGCUCCAAUCUAUAACAUUCAACAUUCUCUAAAUUUGGAUCCACUAUAUUCGAAAGGUUUUUACUCUUCACCUGAAUCUACCUUGAUUCGAAAUGGAUAUUUGUACAGCGGUCUGUCGGAUGGUACUAUUAGCAGAGUGAAAGUUUUGGCCAGAAAAUCAACUAGUGGCUCCACAGAGUUUGAUUUUGGAACACCAGAAAUUGUCAUAUCAAUGAGGGUUUUAGGUAAGGAGCCAAUAACUCUAGAGGAAUGUCGAAUUGGAAAGAAAGAAAGCGAAAACAAAUGUGGUCGUCCACUCCAACUCAAAUUUGAUGGAAGAGGAGCUCUAUAUGUUGCCGAUGCUGUUUUUGGACUCGUAAAGGUUUAUUCAAAGAAUUCAGAAGAUAUUGAAACUAAAGGUGGUUCUUUGGCUAGUGAUCUUCAAGUUGACAGAUUGGCCAAUAUUCCAUUCGCUAAUACUCUCGUUAUUCAAGAGCCAUACAUUUAUAUUACCAUGACUUCUUCAAAGUUUGGAAGAAAUGAACAUAUACUCGAAGUUUUGGAUGGUGGUGGCAAUGGAGCUCUAUUCAGAUAUGACAUGAGAAAUGGAGCUACUGAAACUUUGAUCAAUGAAUUGCACUUCCCUAAUGGUAUGGUCUUCUACAAGAAUUCACUUUAUUUCGCUGAAUUGACUAGAUAUAGAAUUACUAGAUAUGAACUCACCACACGUAAAGUAACUGUUCACAUGGAUAACUUGUCAUGCAUUCCAGAUAAUUUCUCUUUCAUUACCAAGAAUGAAAAACCACACGUUUGGAUUGGAUGUUCAGGACCUCGUAUCCCAUUCUUGGAUUUCCUCCAUAAAAAUCCAAUCGCUGCCAAGCAACUUUCCAAAAUCAAAGCUAUAAUGGAACCAAUACUCUCUUUCAUUAGAAAACCAAUUGGCCAUGCCCUUCAAGUUAAUUUGGAGGAUAAAAAAGUGAGUAGAGUAUUGCAAGAUUUGAGUGGAAAGCAUUUCCAUCUGAUCAGUGAGGUAAUUGCUGCUAAUCUUGUGCCAUCUAACAAUUCUGAAUGGCCUUUACAAUUUGAGGAAGCACAUGAAGAUUCUCCUUCCCAAAAUUAUUACAUUAUCGGAAAUGUUAAUUAUGGAGCUAAAUUGUCUAUUGUUAAUCCAGUCGAAUCUGAAUAAAUUUCAGCUUCGUUACACCCCACUAUCAACAUUCCACUGUGUAACUGCGGAAAACGUUGUGUUGUACAAAAUGCUAAAAUUUAUUUCGAUUUCC